AUGGAUACCAGCCACCGGUUCUACUCCGACGGUAAUGUCGGAGGCGUUAUCUUGGGAAUCAUCGUUAUAACGUUUUUGGUACUACGCAUUAGAGAAAGACUAUGGAAUCCAUCCAAAAUGCCUGUUUUCAAUGACCGAAAAUGGUUCGAGUUUGGUUAUGGCAACGCCAAAAAUCGAUACGUUGCUGAUCCAGAGGGAUUGAUACGACAUGGGCUUAAACAUGGCGGGGACGCGUUUUAUCUAUACACAGACGCCAAUUUCUGCUUGAUUCUGAGCCCGAAAUAUGCAGACAUGAUUCGAAACGACGACAGACUUGAUUUGGGCGAGUUCCUGGCUGACGACUUCCAUUUAGGAAUCCCGGGAUUUGAGCCAUUUUCAAACAUAGCCUUGAGCUCGAAGAUUAUACAGACUACUGUCAAAACGAAAUUGGCACGCCAGACUGCGAAUCUCGUCACUCCGCUUUCCAAGGAAGCCUCUAUAGCCUUGCAUAAUAACUGGGGAGAAGAAACCGCAGAGUGGCACCAAGCCAAACUGAAACGGUCCAUCAGUAAUUUUGUGGGCCAGCUCUCAUCUCGAGGAUUUCUCGGUGACGAAGACCUCUGUCGAGACUCAGCCUGGUUAGAUCUUGCAUUUGAUCUUUUGGAAGAGUCAUUCAUCGCGGCUCAUAUUUUGCGCCUGUGGCCCACGCCCUUGAGACGUCUGGCUCGCUGGCUCAUUCCAAGCUAUCGAAAGGCGAUGGUACUGUUGCAAGAAGCCACCAAAUACAUACAGCCCCUGCUGGAUAGAAAGAAUGGCUCUGCUUCUGUCAAGGGAGGAUCUCUUGAAAAGGAUGGUUCGCUUACCACAGCGCUUGACUGGCUAGAAGAUGCGAGCAAAGGCAGCGCAGAAAACAUGACUUCAUUGCUAUUUACGCUGUCUCUUGCUGCACUUGAUACAUCCACGGACCUGCUUUCAAAGGUUAUGUGUGACCUAUCUGAACAUCCAAACCUGGUGGAUGAUCUCCGAAGGGAGAUCAUUGAGGUGCUGGGAAAAGAGAAAAUGACUCGAUCAUCCCUACAAAGACUAUUUCUCUUGGAUAGUGUAAUGAAGGAAAGUCAAAGAAUCAGGCCACUGGGCUUAGUCGGCAUGCUGCGACGUGCAAAAGAGAAAGUAGUUUUACCCGACGGACUGAUCAUCCCGAAGGCAACACCGGUAAUGGUCUCAACCUUGCAUAUGAUGGACUCGACAGUGUGGGCGGAUGGGGAUAAAUACGACGGCUAUCGAUUCUUUAACUUACGCAAAGAGGCAAACGACUCCUUGUCAAGUCGCUAUCAAUUUACUACGACAAGUCCAGAUCAUUUGGGCUUCGGACACGGGAGACAGGCGUGUCCUGGAAGGCACUAUGCUGCCACCUUUGGUAAAAUCAUCUUAUGCCAUAUCAUAAUGAAGUACGACUUCAAUGUGUUAUUACCGGAGGAAGGGGUGAUUGAGCUGCGUGGGCAUAACAUGCUACCAAGCCCAAAGAUCAAGAUCAACAUUAGACGACGGAAGGAAGAGAUUUCUUUUGAAUGA
Aspergillus sclerotioniger CBS 115572 is the source of this 1551-nucleotide messenger RNA. Its product is annotated as cytochrome P450. The coding region runs from base 1 to 1551 and encodes 516 amino acids. Lineage: Eukaryota; Fungi; Ascomycota; Eurotiomycetes; Eurotiales; Aspergillaceae. The transcript has 6 exons. Gene Ontology annotation, molecular function: iron ion binding; heme binding; oxidoreductase activity, acting on paired donors, with incorporation or reduction of molecular oxygen. The record is from RefSeq and is a predicted model, not a curated record.